Molecule: messenger RNA, 657 nt
Organism: Miscanthus lutarioriparius
Lineage: Eukaryota; Viridiplantae; Streptophyta; Magnoliopsida; Poales; Poaceae
Source: the annotation of a GenBank genome assembly
AUGGUGCAGCAGCGGCUGCGGCAGCAGCGGCUGCGGCAGCAGCAGCGGCAGCGGCUGCGGCCGAGGCAUCGGCGUUGGGAGACAUCUCGCCACAGGGAGGAGGAGCGCCCAGGAGAGAGGUGGGGAGGAAGGAGGCGGAAGCAGAAGCAGAAAACUGUGGAUUGCUUUUAUGGAUUUGAAUGUUUUGAGAUCUUCCAUGUGGCAUCCUAUCUUCUAGAUGCUCAAAGUGGAAUGAGUGUGUCCCCUAGAGUUCCUGCCCAGGAGAUGAAAGAAAGCCAAGAAGUUAAAGAAGCACUGAGAGCACAGAUGGAAGUGCAACGAAGACUGCAUGAACAAGUGGAGGUCCAAAAGCGUGUGCAGAUCAGAAUGGAAGCGCUUCAAAAGUACAUCGACAGUAUCCUAGCGAGCGCAUGCAAGAUAGUCACUGAACAGUUCGCUUCAAGUGGCUUCAGUAUCUCUGACCCUGAUCUCCCCGAGAUAUCCCCUGGAGGGUUCAUGUGUGGCCCCACGGACACGUUGAGCUCCUCGGUGUUCAACCAGCUUUCUGUGAGCUCCAUCGACUCGCACAGUCCAGGAGGCAAACCUUCUCCAUCAGGCAUGGAAUGUCCGCCACUGCUCCUCCAGAAGUCGCCUGAGCUCAAGCGGAGGUCCUCUUGA